Centruroides sculpturatus (bark scorpion) is the source of this 889-nucleotide messenger RNA. RefSeq names its product E3 ubiquitin-protein ligase MARCH2-like. Lineage: Eukaryota; Metazoa; Arthropoda; Arachnida; Scorpiones; Buthidae. Gene Ontology annotation, biological process: protein ubiquitination. The transcript is spliced from 4 exons. Gene Ontology annotation, molecular function: zinc ion binding; ubiquitin-protein transferase activity. The record is from RefSeq and is a predicted model, not a curated record. The coding region runs from base 131 to 772 and encodes 213 amino acids.
AUUACAAAUUGGAAAUUUAAAAGUUCACCCAGCUUAACAAUUGGUUCAUUAUGGAAAUAAUUGAAAUCCAAAAUUUGUUACGUUUCUAUUUGUGAGCUACAGUAUUAUUGGAUUGUGUGAAUUCAAUCGGAUGGAGUCUAGAGACGUUAAAGAAAACGACAAACCAUCUUCGAAAAUUGGCAAUUACUGUAUUCAAUGCGCCAAUACAAACGGAAUGAAGGGCAGCAAUAGUGUUCCCAUAACUCCUAAAUGCCGAAUCUGUUUGGCCGAUGAGGGUAAUUUAAUCUCUCCUUGCCUCUGCAAAGGAUCCGUAGGUCUCGUACAUAAAAAUUGCUUAGAAACAUGGUUAGAAAAUCGAAAUGUAGAUUCUUGCGAGUUGUGCCAAACACCGUUUCACGUUAUCCGCAUUCCGAAAAAAUUUAGAGAAUGGUGGCAAAGUAAUGAUUCUUUAACGGACAGAAAAAUUUUAAGAAGAGAUUUAAUCGUUAUAUGUGCAUUAACGCCCAUGGCUAUCCUGAGUAUAGUUAUGUGCUUAGAAAAGAUCGUUUAUUAUAGUAAACACGGACAUGUCAAGGAAAUGGUGGCGAUGACAAUCUUUUCUUUAUUUUUAAUAAUUUCUUUUCUUUAUCAGCUAUUUGCUACACUUAGGAGUCAUUAUCUUUCCUACAAAACAUGGAGAAAUAAUCAUAGCAACGUCCAACUUUUAACAGAAAAUGUUUACGAUAAAUUUUACGAAAUUAUCAAUAUGUCAGCAUCACCCGUUUCUUCUUAAUUCUGGAAAAAGAAAAUGCGAAAAUCCAAAUUUUAUGAAUGGCAAAUUCAAUCAAGAUAAAACAUACUUAUCGAAAACUUCACAAUAAUUAUUUUUAUACGAAGAAUAAAUAAACAU